CUCACUCACCCCCAAAGCCCCGAACCAGAAUGUCCACCCAAUCCCCCUCGCAAACAACCACCCAAACCGGGUAUAUCACAAUUCCCACCACCAACCACAAACUCUACCUCUCCACCUCCGGGCCCCCCCGUCUCCCCCUCGAAAACGGAAAACUACCACCAGCCAUAAUCCUCGAAUCCGGCCUCGGCAGCUCCUCCAGCGAAUGGACCGUAACUCAACGGCUUAUAUCCCACUUCGCAAGAGUCUAUUCCUACGAUCGAGCGGGGUAUGGUCAGAGCGAGGUGUCUCCGUUACCGCCGACGGCUCAGAAUAGGGUAUUGGAGUUAGGGAGAUUAUUGGAUGUAGCGGGGAUACAACCACCAUAUAUUCUAGUAGGCCAGUCAUACGGGGGCGUUCUCAUUCGAGAAUUCCUACGAGUCUAUGGGAAAGAAAAAGUCAUGGGAAUGGUGAUUAUUGAUUCAGGGAGAGAAGUUAAUCCGUUAUCGAAGGGAUGGUGGGAAUUAUUAGGGGGGUAUAGAUUGGGGAGUGUAAUUGGGUUGGAUACUAACCAUGCAUACACGGAGGAGGAAUAUGAGAUUGUGAAACGGGAUGAGAUACAGAAUGAGAAUACAUUCUGGAUCGAAGAGAGCCUUGUCAAGGAGAGUAUGGAGAUACUCAAUGCCCAAGUACCUAUAACCGAUCAAGCACUUGGUGAGGGACGAUUAAGUGUGGUGUUUGGGAAUCGGUCGGUGGAUUUUAAAAAGGUGUUGGAUUUUGGGAUUGAGAAUGGGUUUGGGAGUGUAGAGGCUAGAUUGGCUUUGGAGAAGAGGUUGGAGGGGAUGGAGAGGGUGGAUGAGGAGGGGCAGAGGGUGCAUUUGGGGUUGUCGAGUCAGAGCAGGUUUGUCAGGGCUACUGGGGUGGCGGAGACGCAUUGUGUGCAUUAUGUCGCGCCGGAGUUGGUGAGGGAUGAGGUUUUUUGGGUUUUUAGUGGGUGUAUACCUGGUUUGUAA
Messenger RNA from Aspergillus sclerotioniger CBS 115572, 989 nucleotides. Its product is annotated as alpha/beta fold hydrolase. Bases 30 to 989 code for a protein of 319 amino acids. Lineage: Eukaryota; Fungi; Ascomycota; Eurotiomycetes; Eurotiales; Aspergillaceae. The transcript has a single exon. The record is from RefSeq and is a predicted model, not a curated record.